Messenger RNA from Paramuricea clavata, 4481 nucleotides. The record is from the annotation of a GenBank genome assembly. Lineage: Eukaryota; Metazoa; Cnidaria; Anthozoa; Malacalcyonacea; Plexauridae.
UGCCACCCCUACCCCCACCUCCCAACCCAGAUAAAUGCAUACCUACCUCUGAAGGCAAAAUUCGCUUGAGAGAUGUCGUUAAGAAAACAUCUCCUAAAAAUUGGUUUUCUAAACUUGGUGCAUCUUGAUAAAAUGACCCAGACUUAGAAUGAUGAAAUUCAGACGACCCUUGCAAAUAUCCUGCGGUACCUAAUGGUCUUUUAAUAUUAAUACUGCAAGAUAUUCUUUUAUUUCUUGUAAUACAUGUUUUCCUACUACAAAUUCGGAGUAUAAAAUGUGGCCGUAAACUGGCAAAACCACUUGUAAACAUGAGAAAUUUGGACAAGAAACUAAAGUUAGCUCGAGAGUUAGCUCCAGUUUGUUAUGCAUUUAAAUUAAAUGUCGACCGAAGACACAAAUAUUCUGUGCCGAAGAUGAAACGGCUUUACCCGAACUUAAACCAUUACGUGACAGUAAUAUACCUGGAAAAACCACCGAAAAAGUAAUUAAAAAAGGAAACUACUUCACAAAAUACAAUACCAAAUCAACUCAGUAUUGUUAUAAUAUACUUUAAGAUAAUUUUUGAUGAAAUAAAUUCUCAAAAGGAUACAAAAAUAUCCUUUAACUAAUCAUCAACUCUCGCAGAAAUUUUAAAAUCUACCCCCACGAAGAUGGACCGAAUACAACACGGUACUUACCGAAGUUCAUGUAAACACCAAAACACUGCAGUAUGAAAAGUCUUUCUGGUCGUUUUGCAAAAAAUAAAAUAAUCUGGUCCACACUUCGUCUGAUUCCUGUGCUGUUAGGAGUUUCCAAGGCCUCGGAACACUGUUAUUCAACUGACCCGAGCUGCAAAGAUAGUACAAAAGAGAAUUUAGUUUUAAAAAGCGAAAAACAGAGCAAAGAAUAUCAUUCAGGCAUGGAAUGGCGAUCCCAUGGACGAGAUAAUGAUGACCUAAUCAGUCAAUUAAAAAACUAUGGCAUAAUUAAGAGUGGUGAGGUGGAGAAGGCCAUGCGCAAUGUUGAUCGAGGCAACUAUUGUCCACGCACGCCAUACCAAGAUUCACCGCAACCCAUAGGUUUUGGUGUUACCAUCAGCGCACCACACAUGCAUGCACAUGCAUUGGAGAUUUUGAAAAAUAAUAUUAAGGAUGGCAGUAAAGUGCUCGAUGUGGGCUCUGGUAGGUGGUAGCUACUAUAGCUUGUCAUGUACCAGUAAUGAUGGUAGCACAGUAUACCAUUGACUAGUGUACAUUACUGGCAUAUACCCCCACACCCCUGGAAAUUUACAUUCACCCGCCUGCCAUACAAGCCAGCGGCAGAUCUACUGUGUGGGUGCAGGGGUUUCUGCACCCUACCUGGUGGUGUUAGGACCCCCCCCCCCACCCCCCUAGAGAAGUCCAACGCCACCCUAAAAAAUCUGCUUUCAGACCAUACAUUUUCUGCUUUUCAAAUGCAUUUUCUGCUUUUCAAACAUGUCGAGGUUGUUAUACAGCCAUAUUCUGAAAUAUACUGCACUUGAACAAGCAAAUUUACUGUUCUGUGCUACAGCAACUGUCCAGUCACACAUACAUGAUAAAAAGCCGAUAUAAACUUUAUAAACAAAAGAUAAUGUGAAAUGUAACAGAACGGUAAGCAUGCAGAUUCAGCCAUUUCAAAUAAUGGUGUUGGGAUAGUAGCAUUGCACACUACAGAGAGUGCACAAUAAGGCUCCCUCAUGCACCACCCCAUGGAAAACCUGCACCCCUCCUUGCAGACGAGGCUAGAUCUGCCCCUGAUACAAGUUAAUAUCCACUCUUGCAAAGUUUCAGUGUUGUGCGGUACACAAGACUACUAUACAUACAAUGAAAAAACUUCAAUGUUAUUUUCUGACCCUGAUAAUUACAGCUUGACCACCAUCAGCUGCAAGAAAGUGCUCAGGGAAAGCUGCAAACUAAAAUUACGGAUCGAAAGCUUUGCAGUAAUAAAUUUACAUGGUGUUUCCACAAACAAAAACAAUUAAACUAAAAUUGUUUUCCUUACCUUCAAAGGCAGUGGGUAUCUGUGUGCAUGUAUAGCACAAAUGGUUGGAAAAUCUGGCAAGGUCAUUGGGAUUGAUCAUCUCCAAGGCUUGGUAGAUUUAUCAAGAGAAAAUAUUUUAAAGAAAGACAAAUACUUAUUGGACGAUGGUCGAGUUAAACUGUUGUUUGGUGAUGGCUGGGAUGGUUGCACUGAUGGUAGGUGGCCGGUAGAACAGUUUAGAACUGAUAGAGCUAUCAAGUAGAAAUAAAUAAUUUGUGUCAUCUUCAUUCCAGAGGCUCCGUUUGAUGCAAUCCACGUGGGGGCAGCAGCCGCGACCGUGCCGCAGGCGUUGGUCGACCAGUUGAAACCAGGUGGCAGGCUGUUCAUACCAGUCGGUGCUGAGCAUGGUGAUCAAUACCUUGAACAGAUCGAUAAGCAACCAGAUGGUAGCAUCGCACGCAAACGCCUGAUGGGUGUUCGUUAUGUACCUCUUGUUAAUAAGGAACAGAAGACCUAAAAUACAGUCUAUAUAUUUUGUUUUAUAUAAUGUCUGAUGCCUAAUGUAUAAUCUGUGUUUGUCUUGUGUUAAUAAAACUUGAUAGUUUUGAUACCUGUAAAAGUUUGUAAUGCUAUAUGGUAAACUAACCAAAGGAAACGUCAAAGUUAUUUAUAGAUACUUACCUACUAAUAGAUUUAAUUAUCACACUUUUUUAUUCAAUGUUAGCACGCUAUAAGUACCAGAAAUGAAGCAAGCAGGUCAUAGUGAAUUAGUACACAGCAUUCAGGGACUGUCUAUAUUUUACAAACGAUGACACAAGCAUUAUUUUUAAGAACAGAAAAUUUGAACAGGAAUGUAUGGAAUUUUCCAAGCCUCAAUCCAAUGCAAAUCUCCAUAUCUUUUCAAACAAAAUUUUGAAGUUCACGUUUUUAAAAAUAGCACCCAUGAGUGGCACAGUUUUCAAAAUAAUUGCCUCCAAAUAUUUUGUACUUACUAACUUCGACUUGCUCUUUUCAUUUCUGCCAUUAAUAAGGAGCUAACAUCACAUUUUAUAUCGACUCAAAAAGCAUGACGACAAUAAAAUUUCUACUAAAUGAAACUUCAGACAACCCGCAGAAAAUUUAAUUUAUUUUAUAUCAAUAUAUUUAUAUAUAAUUUAGGACAUUAUUUUUUUGGAGGUAUUAGACAACAGCCCGGAUUAAGACAGAUGGAUAAUCAGACAGACAAAUGAUUAUGCCUUUUCAAGGAUGAUUUGUCUGCAGUAUAAAUGAAGCCAAUUUUUAUACAAAUAGGAAAAUUAAUUUGUUAGCUAGGUUUGACCUACAGUCUAAUUAUGGUUAUCUAUUGUUACAAUUAAGCGAUGAUUAGGGUUUAUGGUAGGUUAGUGGCGAAGCUAGCCAUGGUAAGUCAUGGUCAUGAUAUGUUAGUAAACUUGCAUUUAGAUACUGUAGGUUAGAAGAAGAAAAUCAUGACCAGCCGACAAUUUAAAAAAAUGAAGUAAAAAACAAAUUCCAAAAAGACGAGACAUCUUGAGAAUUCAAUAUAUGAUUCAAAACAAGAAAACUGUAAAUUUUCGACUUUAUUUCAAAGAUGACUUUGAAAUAAAGUCGAAAAUUUACAGUCUCAACCUGGGUCUUGUUUUGAAUCAUAUAUUGAAUUCUCAAGAUGUCUUGUCUUUUCGGAAUUUGUUUUUUAUUUUAGAUAAGUUAGCGACAAUACAUCUCUAAAGGUUUGAAAUAUGCAAAUCAUUACAAAUUUACAUAGCAUGACCUGUUGCUAUGGCCUAGCUUCGCCACUGGUUUAGGUAAGAAUUAGGAUUUAUAAUCACCUGCCCCCAUGUAUGUAUUUUUGACACAAUCAUAAAUGAGUGAAUUACGAUAAUCUAUCUAUUCUAUUUCAUCAAACAUUUACUAAAUGUUGCCUCGUUUCCAUGUCAUCAGAAACUGAGUCACCUGAUGUAUCGCAUUGUACCCCUUGACCUGGUUGAGCGAGUCCAUUGUUGUCGAUGCCGUCAUCGACUCUGACGUCAUCAGCUCUGACGUUAUCACCGGCCAUGACGACAUCAACCCCGAGGUCAUCAGAUCUGACGUUAUCACUUAUUAUUUCAUCAUUUGUCACGUCAUUGUUCACGACAUCAUCACGUAAGACGUCAUUGCUGACGUCAUUGUCGGUGACGCUAUCAUCGUCGUACUCGCCAUGAUUCAGUAAAGUUCUGUUCUCCUCAGAGUGACCAGUAACGGUGGCUUUUACAACCGCUCUGUCUUUGAUUAAAUAAAAUGAAGCGAUAAGGAAACAUGCUCCUGAUAAUGCAGUUACAAAAGGCAUCAUGAAGAAGGAGUAGAGUAGUCCUCGGUGUUCGGCUGCGAACGACGUACUGGAACCUUUGAUACGAUCGGUCACCUGGAAUGUGAAAACGUUCGUCGUCCGUUAUUAGACAGAUUUAGAUCGAGGACGCGAACGUCAAAGACGACGUGAAAAUGGCGUGUUGUGCCCAUGUAUGGAU